AUGGAUCCCUUCACUAUCGUGUCGCUAACCGCCGGUUGCGCGACACUCGCAGGAAAGACUGUAGAAUCGCUCAAGGUCAUCUACGACGCCCACAAUAGCUAUAAGAAUGCGCCAGACAACCUCAAGUUCCUAUUAGACGAUGUUCGAAACGCAAAGGAAAUCUUAGACCGCUUCCAGCUACCGACUGACGCGGACGAGACGCUGAAGCUUCGAAGUCGUGAGAGCUUGGAGGUCUUCAAGCACGCUCUGGACAAGGUGAACACCUUUGCAGAGAAACACGAGUGCAAAGUAUCCAAAGUCAAGCGAUUAGAUCGCUUUCUAUACGCUUGGAACGAGACGGAGAUAAAAUCGCUAAAGACUGAGGUGCGAAGUCGUAUUGAUAACCUGAAAGACCUGGACUGGAUUUACAACGCACCUCCAGCUACAUCCAAUGCGACUACGAGGCUUGAUGAGCCAGCGACGGAGCCGAUGACCCCGGACUAUCGGUUCAGGUAUCGACUCGCUGGGGACCGUCGAGCGUAUCUGGGCGGAACAUACUCUGAGGAGCUCAUCUCUGCCGCGGACAACGGUGAUGCUGAAGGCAUCAGGGAAUGCCUUAGGAACAACGCAGACGUCAACUUCCUCGCGAUGCAUGACCAGCACGGUUGUGCGGCUAUCCAUAUCGUGGCCAAGAAGGGGCACCUCCCAGCUCUAGAAGCACUCGUUGAGGGGAACGUCGACGUCAAUUCUGUUGAGCUUCAGGAGGAGGAGACGGCCCUACACAUUGCUGCUCGGAGUGGCAAUUCAACCAUGGUCCGUUAUCUUGUGUCAAAAAACGCCAACUUCGAUGCGCGAAACCGGCACCAACAGACACCCUUGAUGGUUGCGACCGAAGAGACUGUGCAAAUCGACUUACUGAAGUCGGGCGCGGACCCGAACAUACAAGACAUGGAUGACAACACGGCGCUCCAUAGCGCGAUUCGUCUGGGACAUGUCAAUACCGUUCGCGAACUGGUGAGGAAAGGCGCAAAUGUCAACGCGCUCGGUGCAGACGAUUGCUCUCCCCUGCGUAUGGCAUACCUCCAACGUGAGAUCUCUGAAAAGAUGAUCUGUGAGAUGAUUGAGAGCAUGCUUCUCUCUUCGGCUGCAGGAAAGACCAUAUCCAACGCUGUCAGGCAGGAACUCUUCUACGACGCUGUUCGUGAUAACAGAUCACUGGUGAUACGGGCGAUUCUGAACACGAGUGCAGAUAUCCUGACAACGGCGAGACCGGAUGGCUUUUUUCCUCUGCACGUGGUCGCAAGGGAUGGGACGCUCAGCAUAUUGAACGAGCUGCUCCGUCACCACGCGAGUGUGCACUUGUGCGAUCGGACCACUGGACGAAGUCCUCUCCGUUAUGCGAUCGAUAGUGGAGACCUGAACAAAGUCAAACGAAUUCUGGAAACUGCGCCAGACCUGAGACUGAGCGACUCAUCCGGGUAUGCACCAAUUCACACAGCAUUCGAUCGUUCUUCGAUCGAUGUCGCCGAGCUCAUAGUGAACGCGCAUCUUGCCACCGGUGUCUCAUUGUACCUGCAAAACAAAAGUGGCAGAUUUCCAAUACACCUGGCUUGUGGGCAGGAGAAGGUCGACUUGUGGGCGAAGUCUAUCGAUGGCCCCAUCAAUCCUGUGUACGAUUACACACAAGCCGGGAGAAGAGGUCGGCAUUCGAUUCUGCAUUUCUCUGUUCUAGACCAAUGUGCUCCGACGGUCGAAGCCAUAAUCAAGCACAACGCCAAUCUCAAGGAGUUGUGCGAUUCCUCCUUUACUCCAACCGAGGAGCUUUGCGCCAAUGAGCCUGCGUGGACGGAGCAACGCGGGGAGUACGCUUUUCAAGAACGUCUGGAGGUUCUCAAGAUUCUCAUCGAGCAUGGACAGUUUACUGAAAAAUGUCGAGAUCUCGUUUCCAAAUGGAAGGACGAGAAAUUGAAAGCUGCUUUGAAUAAGGAAUUGCCGCAGAGAACUUAUACCAAUACGGCCAGAGUUGGAGCGGAAUAUGUGGGGAAAGCUGUCCUGGGAGGCAUGUUUCUCAUUGCAGCGAUGGCUGAGGGGCAGAAAAAAGCCCAGGGGCAGAAAAAGUGA
Alternaria novae-zelandiae is the source of this 2100-nucleotide messenger RNA. RefSeq lists its product as uncharacterized. Gene Ontology annotation, molecular function: protein binding. Lineage: Eukaryota; Fungi; Ascomycota; Dothideomycetes; Pleosporales; Pleosporaceae. The record is from RefSeq and is a predicted model, not a curated record. The transcript has a single exon. Bases 1 to 2100 code for a protein of 699 amino acids.